Molecule: messenger RNA, 1168 nt
Organism: Ipomoea triloba (trilobed morning glory)
Lineage: Eukaryota; Viridiplantae; Streptophyta; Magnoliopsida; Solanales; Convolvulaceae
Product: succinate dehydrogenase subunit 3-1, mitochondrial-like
Exons: 5
Coding region: 83-760 (225 amino acids)
Biological process (GO): tricarboxylic acid cycle; mitochondrial electron transport, succinate to ubiquinone
Cellular component (GO): membrane
Molecular function (GO): succinate dehydrogenase activity; electron transfer activity
Source: RefSeq, a predicted model, not a curated record
UUAACCCCGAAAGUUAAAUACGGAGGAAAAAUUAGCAACACGACUUCAAAAUACCUCACGGGAGCAAACGCAGACUUCUAAAAUGGCGACUUCCGCCGUGCUCAGAUCCCUCCGCCGCCGCGAUCUGGCUUCCUCUUCCCUCUCUGCCUGCAAAACUUUCACCGCCAAUACCAAUUCAUCAUUGGCAUCAUCAGUUACUGGUACUAGAUUGGCUGGUAUUGCUAGGCAAUUUAGUUCAAAAGCCAGUGGAAAUGAAGCUGCUGGUAUUGACUUGAGUACUGUGAACUCCCAUAGCUCUGAUAAAGAGAACAAGGUCACCCCAUCUUUGGCUGCUGCUUACCAGAAAGGAUUAUUUGUUGGUAUGCCAGCCAAACAUCGCGAGUUUCAACGGGUUUUCUCUACAAUUGCAUCUGACAACCUAACUGAUGAUGGGAAAAAGGUUCUUCGCCCAUUAUCACCUCAUCUUCCUGUUUAUACGCCCCAGAGUACUUCAACUUCAUCUAUUCUGCAUAGAAUCUCUGGAGCUUACCUAGCCGGUGUUGCUUUUGGCUUUCAUAUUCUUUACCUGAAAUUAGGUUCAGUUUGCCUCAGCUACAGUGAUUUCUACCAGUUCUUCUACUAUACAUCAAAGCUCAGCGAACUUUCUCUCGAGGUAGCUGCAGUAGCUAUGGCCUAUCAUGUGAUCAAUGGGGUUCGUCAUUUAGUGGCAGAUUUUUCAGGAUACCUCUUUCCUAAAAUCGGAAGAAAGAAAUUGAAAUGAAUGUAAAAUGUCCCAUCGGUUCUCCUAGCAAAAUGAAGGAGUUUAAUCUGGAAUAAAUAAAAUGCCAGACCCUGUGCACAAGGCUUCCCGCAGCAUGCAGGAAUGAGAUAAAUAUUUAGAAUUUUCCCUUCAGAAAGACCAGGUUUCUACUUCAUGUUCUGCUAUCCUGUUUCCCGCAUUUUGUACUUAAACCCAGAAGCUUGGUGGUUCUUGGUUGUCCUGAACCUGCGUGUGCAUCUUGCGAAAUUUCUAGUAGAAAUGACUGGUGACUUUUUGUGAACUAAUGUUUUAGUGCAUGAAUAAAUAUUGUGAUUUGCAUUUCAUAGUCACUAUGCUUUGUAACAUUUUCUUUUCUGUGGGCAUGUUGACUGCAGCAUAUAACCCAGAGUUUAUUGCAAUUUUUUGAUA